Molecule: messenger RNA, 213 nt
Organism: Entrophospora sp. SA101
Lineage: Eukaryota; Fungi; Glomeromycota; Glomeromycetes; Entrophosporales; Entrophosporaceae
Source: the annotation of a GenBank genome assembly
AUGAUUUUAAUAUAUUAUGCAUUUUUUCUAGUAAUUGAAUACUUUUGGGAUAAAGUUCAUCAAUAUUACAAUACUAACAAUGAAGGUGAAGAUGAUGAAAUAAUUCAAAAGGAGUCUGAACCUGAUUCAUCUAAUAAAAAAUAUAAAAGACCUAAAAUUGACACCUCUAUAGUUCGUCGUAGUAGUAGAAUUAGAAAAAAUAUAAAAAAAUAA